UAUAAAAUGUUGCGAUGACAAAAUUCAAAACAGUGCAAGGCGGACAAUGCGAUCGUGAUGUAUUCCAGGAACGUGAUUUGUGUUUUGUUGCUCGGGUUGUGGGUGGAGAGCAGUGAGAGCGCCAAAGACAAGCUGCACAUCAAGGUGAAAGUACCGGACCUGGUGCACAAGCACACGCACACCAAGUACGUCUACCUGCACGACAAGAAGGAACCAAAGAAGAUGCACCACCACAAGGGCAAAGCCAAGUACCAGUUCAGUCCGUUCAGUUACAACUACCAGCCGUUUUUCAACGACGGGUACUCCAAGGCCAAGUCCUGGAAAACCCUUAGAAGCGAGAAAUACGAAACCGAGACGGUCAGUAACCCACACAGUGAUUAUCCCGGGAACAAGUACAUAGUCAAAAGCAACUACAAAGUGAGGGAGAAACUGCCUUAUGAGGACACCACGAUUGGGUACGACCGCGAAUUCCAGUACCCUUCAGCUGAUAUCGAAAGCGAUUAUCACAAGAAUGAGAAACUUGUAGACUACGAAAACCAAAAGCACGACCCUUUCCCCAAAUCGGGCAAAUUACAAGGGAAGAAAAAUGGCCCUAAAGAGUACUACUACAUCUACAAAGGCCCAGCGCCCGAGUACGACUACUACAAAAACGACAACGACUUUUUCCCCCUUGAACACAUUCAAGAAUUCGAAAAAGACGCACCGAAAGAGAAGAAGAAACCGAAAGAGGUUCAGUACUCUUACAAAGUACCAUCGUCCGACUAUGACUUCCACAAGAGCGUGCAACUUGUCGAUUACUACUUGAAAAAGAAUAAUAACAAUCCGGACUUUUCGUCGGCUCCUUUGCAGGAAGAACCCAAGAACACGUACAAUGAUGUUGAUUACGAAGUUGCAAAAAAUGAGAACAGUCAUUUUGACCCUUCCAUAGAGUAUGAGUUUGAAAAAUACAAGACUGACCCCGAGUAUGACCAUUUGGACGAGUAUGGCGAUUUUUAGGGACCAAAGUUGGGUCUUUUAUCACAUUUUAGACGACUUUUUUCCCACAGAUGGACUUCAAGCGUUAAUUUUCCUCUCGUGGAUAUCAGAAAGCUUCGAUAUUUUUCAGCUUUUUUAAGUAUUUUUUUACUCACAAGACUAGAAAUUUUUUACUAAUUAAUUUCAGGCAAGAAUAGUUUGUAUGCAAAGCACUGAAUUGGAGCUGAUGGAUGAGGAGAGUGCAAAAAAUAGUAGAGUAUGUUAUUAGGAGUAAUAGGGCUAGUUUAUUUUGCCGAACGUAGUGAGCUGAGCUAGAAACUCAUUCUUACGUCAAUAAUACAGUGCGUUCAAAAAGUCUUUAGAUCAACUCUUGCUGUGAAAUUUUGAACGCAUGUUGAUUAAAUAUUGGCGUUGGAGAAAUUCGCAAGUAGCGCGUUUGACACUUCAACAGAAUAAAACAAUAAUCUGUCAAAGACAAUAAAAAUCUGUCAAUUUAAAUUUCACAGCAAGAGUUGAUCUAAAGACUUUUUGAACGUACCGUAUAUAUUUUAUCCGCAAACGUAAAUAUUCAGAUAAAUUGAUAAAAAAUGAAGGAGAUCUUUUUAAAUACUUGGCUACUGACUUUGUCACAUUCACAAGAGUGUAGAAGAUACUCUUGACUAUUUAAGUAUUUCACAAGAAAUCGUCUAGGUUUAAAGCCCCCAGUUCUGUUCUAGAAGAAAGAUAAUUUUUAUACAGGGUGAGUCUGCUAAAAGUAUAUUUUUAUCCCAAAAACUAUCUCACAGAUAUCAGCGUUUGCUCUUAUAAAUACUUUAUUUUUUUAUAUGCAUGUGUUUUUUGCGGCGACUUAUUAUUAAUUAGUUAAUUAAUUAAUUAAUUUUAAUUAUAAGAAUUGUAGAAAAAAUCCGAAAAAAUUCAAAUGUAUUGGGAAGAACAUAGAGUACCUAUUUAAUUGCAAACACUGAAUUCUGUGUGAUUAUUAGUUUUUGGGAUACAUUAAAAAUACACUUUUAACAGACUCACCUUGUAUUUCGUAAUUUUUUUUCUUUAAGGACGUAAACGGCCGCUUUUUAUUCGUUUGGUGUGAGAUAUAUUGAUCAAUUGGUAAAAGUAAAAAUGCUGAGGCGCAAAAGUAGAACUUUUACUCUGUGACUAAAAAUUAAAACACAGUUGUCAUUAUAUAUAUUUUUUCUGAAAUUGCAAUUUUUUGAAUUAUGUAAAAAUUUUAUUACUAUGGGGCCAACUUUUUGGAUUUUUUCUCAAAAUUGCGCACUAUAUUUACAACUUUAUACAGACGCUUUUAAUAAUAAUGUAUUUUACAAUUUCUGAAAAAUUAUCUGCUAUCUUCAGUUGACUCUAUUUUCUAAAGCAGAGGUUAAAGGAUUUUUUUCUUAAUUAGAAUAAAAGGCCUUUUUUGAUAUUAAAUAAGUUUCUACGUCAUUACUUUUUGUUCUAGAGUAGAUAGAGUAGAUAAAACCGCCACUGAGUUGAGACAAGUUAAUUAUUUUCUUGCUUCUAGCAACAAAUUUCACCAAGAAAAGAAGGAUAUAAGCCAUUGCCCAAACCUCUACCUAAUAAAGAACAUAUUUUUCUUCACUUGAAUAGAAGAACGAUCUAA
This is a messenger RNA of Tribolium castaneum (red flour beetle), 2593 nucleotides long. RefSeq lists its product as hypothetical. The record is from RefSeq and is a predicted model, not a curated record. Bases 58 to 996 code for a protein of 312 amino acids. The transcript is spliced from 2 exons. Lineage: Eukaryota; Metazoa; Arthropoda; Insecta; Coleoptera; Tenebrionidae.